AUGGAGAUACACAGGGAGGGUGCACCGUUGUCGGACACGCCAGAUACGCCUACCGAAACCCGAACACGAGUCCGCCGCUGGCAUCACCGAGGGUUUACAGGAUGCUCGACCUGUCGCAGCCGCCAUGUUCGCUGCGAUGAGGCAUCUCCCGCCUGUAAUAACUGUGUCCGUCUUGGGCGCAAGUGUGAUGGCGCUCAAGGGCGGAUGACGUUCAAAGUCUACGGGCCCUCCCAGGCACCGACCGAUUCACCGCUAAAGCCGUCCAGUGCACCAAAGAGACGAAACGAUGUUUCAACAUCCAGCUCAGAGUUAAGCGACACUUCUGCAGUUUCCCCAUCAACGGAGAGACAACAUGUUGACAGCAACCAAAUGCGCAAGGCUAUGAUCGCCCGGCCAACCCUACCACAACAAACAACCAAGUUCCGCUUCCAGGAUCCCGUCACGUCACUCAGUAUCGCGAAAUCAAUUCAGCGUAUCGAAGAGCGUUAUCUCACACACUUUUUGGAUCGAGUAUCAACCUUAUUGAUCAUCCACAAUACCCCCCACAAUGCCAAUCCCUACCGCACACAUUUCCCAGACUUCGCCCGGUCGUCUCCAACAAUGGCCAAUGCAAUGCAGGCAUUGGGUGCAUUACAUCUUGCGAAUACCUCGGUAGGGGCGCAGCGCAAUAAGCACUUCCAGCAGGCAAUGGGCAAAUAUGGCGUAGUGGUGAAGGGCUUCCGCGCACGAUACUCAGAUCCAAAUCAGCAGCUUGGAUUGGCGGAUUUCGCGACGUGCCUAUUACUUUCUAUAUUCGAGAUGAUGGAUUCCCAACACCACAACUGGGCAGUACAUCUGAAGGGAGCUCGCGAAAUCUACAACCUCCUCUUCUACCCGCAACCUGGAGACCCGGCACGUGAAAUGCAGCGCCUCGCCGAGACUAACCACCCGGUCCGCCCAUUCCUUGUCUCCCUAUUAUCCUCCCUCGAUGUGGCAGGUGCAUGCGCAACUCCCGGCGGUACCGUGGUCGAAGGCAGUUACUGGAAAACCAUGGGUGGGGGGUGGGAAUACAAUCUUGGGACACCAAGCUUAUUGUCAACGAUCCCCGACAACCCACAUCUGGUCGAGCUUCGGCAGGCAUGGUGUAGCCUGAUGGAAGUGCGGGCAUCUAUCAGUACAUUUGCAUCGGACAAGAAAACAUGGAUGACCGUCGACCAGUCAGACGCGAUGUAUAAGGAGAUCUUCAACCGACUAGUUGUAUGGCGUGCCAUGGCCCCGCCCUGUCUACAGCUACUCGCCGAUUUAGAUGAUGAGAGCCUUGCUCGGUAUCCGUAUCCUGACAUUAUUGAGUAUGCGAGCUGCGUUGAAGCGUACGAGAAGGCGACAUUCCUUCAUCUGCUUCACGUCGCUGGAGCUGGGCGUGUCGAUUGGGUCACUGAUUGGACCUAUACGAGCAUGCUUGUCAGUCGGAUUCUUCUGCUUGUUUACAAAUUGUCAAAAGAUGUUGCCCAAUUGGCUUCUCAGUGGCCGCUUUUCAUUGCCGGACAGGAGACGAGGAAUGAGGCUGAGCAGAAAUACAUUCGCCAAACCAUGCAAGAUUUAAACCGGUUUGGCUUCAGAAACAUCGAGAAAGCGCUCGACAUCCUAGAAGGGAUCUGGUUCAAGCGACGUUCCUUUCCUGGGGGUUGGAUCCAGACUUUGGAGGAGAUUCAAACGAAUGUCCUUGUUCCCUGA
Messenger RNA from Penicillium vulpinum, 1713 nucleotides. RefSeq names its product Zn(II)2Cys6 transcription factor. The transcript has 3 exons. Gene Ontology annotation, molecular function: zinc ion binding; transcription cis-regulatory region binding; DNA-binding transcription factor activity, RNA polymerase II-specific. The coding region runs from base 1 to 1713 and encodes 570 amino acids. Gene Ontology annotation, cellular component: nucleus. Gene Ontology annotation, biological process: positive regulation of transcription by RNA polymerase II. The record is from RefSeq and is a predicted model, not a curated record. Lineage: Eukaryota; Fungi; Ascomycota; Eurotiomycetes; Eurotiales; Aspergillaceae.